UGUGUGUACUUUGUGUCUUUUGAGUGUCUGGGUGUUAACUGCCAAGACGAACUUUCUAACAGCAAGUCCUUGGUCAGUUGAGGAGCUCUAUUUUUUUUUUUUUUUUUGCUCUCCUCUCUCAAAUUGACGGUACAGGUGGAUACUCUGCAUCCGCACUUUUACCAGCAUGUCUCCAUCCACAUCCCCCCGGUUCUUCACCGAGAGGGAGGUGGCCCGCCACUGCUCUAAGGACUCCUGCUGGGUGCUAAUAGGUACCAGGGUGUACGAUGUGACCGCUUUCUUGCGAAUGCAUCCCGGCGGGGAAGCUCUGAUACUUCGCCGUUCGGGGAAAGAUGUAAGCAGGGAGAUGGAAGGACCCCCUCACCGCCACUCUGAGAACGCCCGACGGUGGAUGGAGCAGUACUACAUCGGGGAGUUGGACCGAGACAGUGACAGCGACGAUCUCCAGACUGUCAGGGAAAGAAGAAAUGCCUGUCAGCAGACUGAAGAAAAAACAGCAGUGGUAACACCCGAAGUAAAGGAGGAAGAGGAGGCUCCACAUAAUCGCUGCAGCCCUGUGGACCUGGACAAGGAUUUGGUGGACUGGAGGAAGCCCCUGGCAUGGCAGGUAGGCCACCUCGGAGAGAAAUAUGAUGCCUGGGUUCACCAGCCAGUCGACCGGCCCAUCAGACUCUUUGGGAACCCCUUCAUGGAGGCCAGCACCAAGACUUCUUGGUAUUGGGUACCCGUAGUUUGGCUUCCUAUCGUCUUUUAUCUUAGUUGGUAUUGCUACACCUAUUUGGCCAAGGGCAUCACCAGGAUAGCCAUCACUUCAGACUUUUCAGUUCUGGUCCAUAAAUACAGCUUCCUGGUGUUCUUCUUGUUGGGCUGGUUCUUGUGGUCUUUCAUCGAGUACUGCAUCCAUCGCUUUGUCUUUCACAUGAAACCACCAGCUCAUAACUACUACCUCAUUACGCUACACUUUCUUCUGCAUGGACAGCAUCACAAGUCUCCAUUCGAUGGCUCCAGGCUGGUCUUCCCUCCAGGCCUGGCCUCCUUAGUGGUUGGAACUUUCUACACAAUUCUCUGUAGCCUCCUACCAGAGAUCAUUGCCAUAUCAGUGUUUACCGGGGGACUGUGCGGCUACGUGGUCUAUGAUAUGAUCCACUACUAUCUUCACUACGGCUCUCCGAAGAAAGGUUCUUACAUGUAUAGCUUGAAGGCCUACCAUGUCAAACACCACUUUGAGCACCAGAGAGCAGGUUUUGGUAUCACCUCCAAGUUCUGGGACCGCCCCUUCCACACGGUCAUCCCCGAUGAGAAAUUUGAAUCCUGAUUAUUAAGCCUUAAAACAACCCGACAUCCUGUCCAGCCUAUGCAGCAAAAUCCAUCCUCUUCUUCAAUAUUAGUCAUCUCUUUACGCCAUUUUUCUUCUUCUUCAUGUGUUUUAUGUGUGCUUUCCUUUCCUGUUGCAAGACAUUUCUGUGCCAUUUUUUUUAAACUCAAACCCGAUCAUCAUAAUGCGCCAUUGCUGCUCCCUUAACCACAUAGACUUCCCUCCAUUAUUACUAGUCCCGUUGCCAUGACGCCAUACACCUUGCAAUACACCAUCUGUAGAAAACUUCUACAUCACAUACUGUAAUGAUAAGAAGCCCAAUGACCAACAACAGAACACCUUUUUUUUUUUUUUUUUUCUGUGAAAUGAUGUUAAAAAUCCCUUGGAGUGGAAAAGUGGAAUAAGGAAGUGAUGAAGGGUGCGUGAAAGUGGAAUAUAGGCAUUGAAGAAAAAGGCUGCAUAGAGGGUAAGAAAUGUAUGAGGCCUGGGAGUUUGAUAUAAAUAUUAAAAAAAAAAAAAGCCCAACUCCCAGUCUAAGCAAAAGUCACUGUCAUCGUUGAUAGAAGAUUCAUGAGAAGAUUCGAGAUGAUUUAUUAUUAUAAAUGUUUUCUCCUUCAUCGCCCAUUUUGUCUCUGCUCUUCUACAAAGAUGUAAAUGUUUUGUAAGAUGCUUUUGUACAGUAGAUUUUUCAAUAGCACCAAUCAUUUUCCAUCCAUCCAUCCAUCCAUCCAUCCAUCCAGUCUCUAGAGAUCUUACAGUUUUUCCAUAGCAAACCAUGGAUGAUGUCAACAUCCGUGCCAGAGAGACACUUGAAGGAAUGAAGUCAGCCCCGUCAGACUUCCUGCUGUGGGGACUUUGAAGUCAAAAAGUCACAAAGACAUCCAAUGUGACAACGGCUGUCUUUUUUUUUUUUUUUUUUUUACUUUUUACAUUCCUCGACUGCAUCUCCCUGGAGGAUGACGAUGGAAGACCCAUCCGACUGUGCAGCACGAAGUCUUGAUAGCUGGCGGAUCCAUCACGGUUUUCCUCUGAGCGUUACUGCAGAACAAAACCAUGUACACUUCAUGUAUUUUUGACCCUAAAUCAACUGUAGUAGUUUUCAAAACGUGUUACUCACCUAAAAUAUAUACAUAAUAUAUAUAUAUAUAACAUAUAUACAAUAUGUAAAAUAACAUGGAAUUUAUCCUCACUGGUUUUGUUCUAUUUUUUUUUUUAAGAUGAAGACUUUCAAUUGUUGCAAAUCAAUAAUUUUUGUAUUUUUUUGUCACUGAGUUGAUUUUGCACAACGUCAUAUUUUCUUUAUGUAAUUUAUCACCAGUGAAGAUGGGUAUUCCGUUCACGAAGAAAGCCUCGCAUCUUCAUAAAUAUGUUACUAUAACAAGACUAUAACUAAUGAAUUAAGAAAAGAAAGAUGGUGUUCAUACGUAUGUAACACGUAUUGGAAUAAAAUGCACAAAAAAUUGUUAUAUUUAUUUGAUUAACAGGAAAAAUAAAACUAAACUUGUUUCUAGUAAUAGUCUUGUAUAUUCUAUGAUAAAAUGUUAAAUAUUUCCUUCACGUGUUUACUCCAGCAUCUCAUACAUUUUAAGUUGUUUUAAAUUUCUAUGCAAAUGCAUUUGUAAAUA
Messenger RNA from Doryrhamphus excisus (bluestripe pipefish), 2940 nucleotides. RefSeq names its product fatty acid 2-hydroxylase (gene fa2h). The record is from RefSeq and is a predicted model, not a curated record. Gene Ontology annotation, biological process: fatty acid metabolic process; lipid biosynthetic process. Gene Ontology annotation, cellular component: membrane; endoplasmic reticulum. NCBI's taxonomy places the organism in Eukaryota, Metazoa, Chordata, Actinopteri, Syngnathiformes, Syngnathidae. Gene Ontology annotation, molecular function: fatty acid 2-hydroxylase activity; heme binding; iron ion binding.